UACUUACUCAUUCGUCACAUUGGCUCCGAGUUGAUCAGACGCAGGCAUUACAUUAACACAGUACCAAUGAAGAGCCUUCUUGCCUUUGCGGCGGUUUUGGCCGUCGUAUCCUCCGGACCAUCGUUGCCGGUCUCCCAAGGCAAAGUCAUAUGCUACUACGACAGCAAGAGCUAUGUCCGAGAAUCUCAAGCCCGCAUGCUGCCAUUGGAUCUUGACCCAGCGCUGUCUUUCUGCACCCACUUGGUCUACGGCUACGCGGGCAUCCAACCAGACACUUACAAGGCUGUGUCCCUGAACGAAAAUCUCGACAUUGAUAGGAACCACGCAAACUACCGCGCGAUCACAAAUUUCAAGAGCAAAUACCCCGGUCUGAAGGUCCUUCUUUCCAUUGGUGGGGACGCUGACAAGGAAGAUGAGCAGAAAUACAAUUUACUGCUGGAAUCCCCACAAGCGCGUACCGCUUUCGUUAACUCUGGAGUAUUGCUGGCUGAACAACAUGGCUUCGACGGAAUUGACCUCGCUUGGCAGUUCCCAAGGAUCAAGCCUAAGAAGCUCCGCUCCACUUUCGGCUCGUUAUGGCACGGUAUCAAGAAGACCUUUGGCACUACGCCAGUCGAUGACAAGGAGUCCGAGCACCGUGAGGGAUACACCGCACUUGUACGUGAAUUAAAGGCAGCAUUGAACCUUAAACCCAACAUGCAGCUUUCCAUCACUGUUCUACCCAAUGUCAAUGCUACGAUUUACUACGACGUGCCUGCCAUCAUUAACCUGGUGGAUAUUGUGAAUCUCAACUCCUUCGAUUACUACACAGCAGCCCGGAAUCCCAAGGAAGCUGAUUACACAUCACCUACAUACAAGCCCCAAAACCGUAAUGAACUUCUGAACGUUGAUUCUUCCGUAAACUACUGGCUGGCAGCUGGAGCACCUAGCAGCAAGGUUGUCCUUGGCAUUGCUACUUACGGACGCACAUGGAAACUUGAUUCCGAUUCCGAAAUCUCAGGAGUGCCACCUCUACAUGCCAAUGAAGCUGGAGAAGCUGGACCGUACACCAAAACCGAGGGUAUAUUGAGUUAUCCCGAAAUUUGCGCUAAGCUGAUAAACCCCAACCACCAGAAGGGAAUGCGUCCUCAUCUUAGAAAAGUCACUGACCCCAGCAAACGUUUUGGUACAUACGCCUUCCGCCUUCCUGAUGACAGCGGUGAGGGUGGUUUGUGGGUGAGCUACGAGGAUCCGGACACAGCGGGACAGAAAGCUCAAUACGCCAAGUCGAAGGCUCUUGGUGGCGUCUCUAUCGUAGAUCUGUCGAUGGAUGAUUUCCGCGGCCUCUGCACUGGGGACAAGUACCCAAUCCUCCGCGCUGCCAAGUACCGCCUAUAGGACACCAGUUACUAAUAAAUAAGUAGUUAGACUAAGUUUAUGCUUUAUGAUCACACUUUAUACUUUCAUGACUUUCCAAUAUAAUUUAUAAUAAAUAAAAACUUGUAACUAUAAACAACAAAAAAAAAACAAUAGUUUUCUCUGAAAUUAUAUGACUGAAUGUAUUUAA
Pararge aegeria (speckled wood butterfly) is the source of this 1546-nucleotide messenger RNA. RefSeq names its product chitinase-like protein EN03 (gene Idgf). The transcript has 9 exons. The coding region runs from base 67 to 1377 and encodes 436 amino acids. Gene Ontology annotation, molecular function: chitin binding. NCBI's taxonomy places the organism in Eukaryota, Metazoa, Arthropoda, Insecta, Lepidoptera, Nymphalidae. Gene Ontology annotation, biological process: carbohydrate metabolic process; chitin catabolic process. The record is from RefSeq and is a predicted model, not a curated record. Gene Ontology annotation, cellular component: extracellular region.